GAGAUGUGGCAACACUUUUUUCAGUCGUAGCUUCCUAUUACAAUUUUCACGGGUUUUUGUGUGUGUUUUCGUCGAAAACUAAAAUAAAAACGAAUAUUAAUUAAUAAUUGCGGUGCAAUAAAGUGUUUAAACGUUAGACGUGCUAAUUUGUAUGUGCGCCGUGUGUGAAUUGACGUAAACGUUAAAAAUAUGGCGAACGUAAGGGACAGCGACACAUCACUGUGGCUGCAUAAUAAACUGGGCACAUCAAACGAUUCGUGGAUAAAUGGUUCAAUAUGCUCGCAAUUAAACAAAGAGGUUUUGCGCAACAUCAAAGAGUGUUUUCCCGAUCUGCAGACACAAGUCAAGUUAAAAUUGCUGCUCAGUUUUCUGCAUAUACCGCGCCGUCUGGUCGAAGAGUGGAAAAGCGAGCUUGAGGAGGUGAUCGAAGUGGCGGGUCUCGAUUCCGAGUUAUGGGUCUCCAUGCUGGCGGAAACAAUGAAAACAUUUCCGGCGACCAGUUCGCUGAAUACAGAAAUCUCCGAUUACGAGGAUACGCGACCAAUCUUCACCGACAUGGUCAACGAUUUGCGUAAAUUGGUCAACAAACACUCUGACCUGGGCAUGUUGCCGCUGGAGUGUCAAUAUCUAAACAAAAACGCACUGAUCUCGGUGGUUGGACAACAGCCGGCACCAGUGAAGCAUUUCACACUUAAACGCAAGCCCAAGAGCGCUCAGCUGCGCACCGAGUUGCUGCACAAAUCCGCAGAUGCGCAAUCUUCGCUCAAGAAAUCAUCGGCACCAACUAUUCCGUUGCGUUCGCGUGGCAUGCCACGUAAGAUGACGGACACUACGCCACUAAAGGGCAUUCCAUCGCGCAUGCCCACCACAGGCUUCCGUUCGCCUAGUGUGCCCGGCAAUGCGCAGCGUCCAAAUCUCAGUCGCACACCGGCCGGACGCAAGGAUGGUGGCAUCAAGAUACUCGAAUUCACAGAACAGCCGUUGGGCUAUGCCGCGGCUAAAAAGCGUAAACGUGAACAACAGCUGGAGGAGCAGGCCAAGAAGCAAGAACAAAAGCAACAGGCAGCAGCGGCGGCUGCUGCAGCUGCUGCGGCCACCAAUAACAAUAGUGAUGAAAGUCCGCCUGCUGAGGGCGGCGCUGCUGUAAAUGCUGCUGCAGUUGGUGGCGAGACUCCAACAACGCCCACGUCGGCUAACAAUAGUUUCGAAAUCAAGUUGGAGCCACAGUUGAAUCAAAGCACCGGCAGCUUGGAGGAGCAACCAGACGAAGAUUUCAAGACACCAGAGCUGGUGGCCAAGGCGUUGCAACCAGAGACGCCCGAAACACCUGAAUAUGCAGCUGCUACGCUUCAGUUUGCACAGACAACCACAGCAGCAGCAACGCCAGCGGUUACUGUUGUUGCCACAACGCCCACAAGGGCCAACAAAGCGGAAGCGAAAGCAAAGACAACUAAGGCCAAGGCAAAUAAUAACAAUAAUAACAAUAACAAUAGCUACCACAAUACGCCGAAACGCAUUAAGCAGGAGAUUGAAAUCAAGAGCGAGGAAAUUAUUGUGCCAGCCAACAUCAAGGUGGAAAAGAUUGAUCCUCCGUCGCAAACGACGCCCACACGCGCCACGCAAGCGCAGACAACGUCGCCAACUACACCAGUAACUCCUCAAACGCAGCAGCGAAUCAUUAUUCAGCAGCAGCCACAGCAGGCGCAGCGUGCUUCACAACUGCUAAUACGCAGCACUCAGCAGCAGAAGCGGCCGUAUAACAACAACAACAAUAGCACAGUCACUGCCAGCACAACAGGAACGACAACUACCGUUGGCAAUACGACUAUAAAAAUGGAGAAACUGGAAAUAAAGCCUAUACUACGGGCAGCAACAGCAGCAACAUCGGCCUCAAGCAGCACACCAAAUACAAGUACCAGCAACAACACUACCACCACGAUAUUGACGCCACAGCAACUGCGGCAGGCAGCCAGUCCGUUGGCCAAUCUGCCCAAUAAUAUCUCUGUGAAGAUAACAUCGGCAAAGGCCAAGGCCGCCGCCGCAGCAGCUGCUGGCAGUGGUGCCGGCAGCAGCGGAACACAAGCCACGUCACAGCAGCAGCAACAACAACAACCCAUACUAAUCAAUAGUUCGACGCCUGUCAUCUUGGCCUCCUCGCCAAGCACGCAGCGUGCGAAACCAAUUGUGGCGUCCACGAGUGCAACAACUACCACAACCAUACCUUCGCAGGCUAUUAAGACGAUGCCGCUGAGUCAGCUGAAGACAGCAGCCAACAGUGGGCCGGUCAUUAUUUCGCAGACCAUUAUUCAACCGGCCAAGCGUGCCCAGCAGCAACAACAGCAGCAGCAGCAACAACAGGCAGGCACAUCCAGCGCAGCAGCAGCAGCAAUUCAGCAGCAGCAGCAACAACAACUGCAGCAGCAACAGUUGAUUGCAACCACGUCACAGCCACAGACUACAACGCAAUACAUUCUGGCAGCGCCACAGCCACAACAACAACAGCAACCUACGCUACCCACAUUGACCUCCUUCACACAGGCGCGUCCAGCGCCACAAACAACAACGCUUUACCAGACCUCAGCGGCCGGCAGCAGCGGCACGCCGACAAAGAUACUGCUAAAGACAAGUGGAGCAUCGGGUGUGGUAAUGACACCACUGCGACAGCAACAACCAGCACCCACAUUGGUGCAAUCCAAUAACCCGCCCCCGCUUGUGGCCACCACGGCAGCUGUGGGCCAGCCUGGCCAGCAGACGCUCAACAUACAGAAUGUACAGUUGCCAAAUCGUCCGGUCACCAUACAGCCAGCCUCACAGGCUGCCCAGCAACAGCAUCUGCAGGCACAGUUGCAGCAACAGCAGCCGCAUCCGCAGCACACCAUUGUGGCCAACACAACGGCCACACAACAGCCAAAGCUGUCGCAGGUGUUGAUGCAACCAGGCGGCACCAUUGCGGGCAGCACAUUGAAUGUGCCGGCGGCAGCGGGUAAAAACAAAACGAUCAUACUCACCCAGAAGGGCGUCAUCCUGCGAAACAUUGGCGGCGACAUGUACCAGCAAAUACCCAUGAGUAAUGUGGGCACUUUGCCGGGACUUGGCACCACUCUCGUAACCACAUCGGCGGCCGGUCCGCCCAGCCUGGUGAAGACGACGGCAUCGACGAGCGCCCAGCCACAAACUAUACAACUGCAGCAGCAACAGACACAGUCUGGCAAGCAGAUGAUGCCCACGCUAAUACCAACCAAUCCCAUAGGUGGUCAGCAUGUUAUUGUGCAACAGCAGACGCCAACGAGCGUCAUUGGCAAUUCGGCACAGCAAACGAUUAUAAGGCCGGUCAUGACGAAUGUGAGUGGAGGUUUGACCACGCUGCCGCAGGGCCUGACGUUGAUACAGCGGCCAGGACAACAGCCGCAGCUGGUGCAGGUGCAGGCGGCGCCAACACAUGGCACACAGCGUACGAUUAUCACGCAGUCAGCCGCGUCGGCGCCGCAACAGCAGCCGCGCCAGCAGCAGCAACAGAUACUGGUACAGCAUAAGCCGGCCCUGCAGCAGCGUUUGGUCACCUCAACGAGCACGACAGGCGGCGCCCAGUUGCAGCCCGGCAACAAUACGGCCAUUCCCCGCACAGUUCAAGUGCAGGUCACCCAGCAGCAGACGCAACAACAGCAAACAACUGCGCCGACAGCCCAGCAAACACAGCAAGCGCCGCAGAGGCGAGGACUUUCACUUUCGAACGAGCACGUACAUAAAGCGCACGAGAUGUUCCGCAAGGCGAAUCGUGUCUCGCGGCCCGAUAAGGCGCUCAUCUUAGGCUUCAUGGCGGGUCUGCGUGAGAAUCCGCGACCAAAUACAGAAAAUGUAUUGGUCAUUAAACUAGGUGAAACAGAGGAAAAAGUGCAGCAGGAGGAUGGCAAUACGGCACUGUGCCUGGUGGAGUCGCACAUCCGUUUGGAUUACAACACCGGCGAAUGGAAGACAUUCCAGAACUACAGUGUAAUGGAUCAGAGCGCGGCCUCAUAGUCCACAAGGGUUAUACGCAUAGUGCGCAAGUAAUAGGCAUUUGCUGUGGGCAGUUUACUUGUGACACAUUGCGUAUACGCUUCCAUGUGCUAUGCUUUUAUCUAAGGGCUGAAUGCUGAUUCGGACUCUAAAUUCUGAUUCUGGGCUUUACUCGUCGUGGUCGUCGCCGUCGUCGUCAUCGUCAUCCGUUCUGCAUGGGCAACAGCAACAGCUUCGCUAAUUAGGCAACUAAUCCGAUUUUCACAUGCAAAUUGCAUGCGGGAAAUAAUAAUGAACUAUAAAACAAUUAACGUAAAUUAGUAGCUGUACAGUUUUUAGUAUAUAUACAUAAUAUAUAGUAUAUGCUAUUGCUUAAAAUGUUUAAUAAUCACACAUACACAAAGCAAAAAUGUAUGUAGAGAGAUAUAUGCAUAUGAUACAUAUGAUUACACUUAGCUUUGACUGCACGCUUGACUGGAGUGCAGUGGAAGAGGAAUAAAUGAUCGAGGCAUGCAAACAUAGGGAAUGGCGAACAGCAACAUGAUCAUACACACUCCCAUAAACACAAACACCCUCCACUCACACACAUACAACCAUACAAAACACACACAGUUAUAUAAAUUUAUAUAUAUAUAAUUAUUUGUGUAUGCAGAUGCAUAUUAUAAACUUAGCAUUAUGUAAUUAGUUUGCGAAAAAAGUGUAUAAUUAAUUUAGCAAGAAGCAUAAAUAUUUCGAGCUACGAAAAGUGCUCACUAUAAAUUACAAAAAAAAAAAAAACAAACAAAAAAACGGAACACAAGAAAAAAACCAAUUAUUAAAUAUGAAUAUAUAUGUAUAUGUAUAAAAAAAAAUCAUUGGCAAGAGCAACCGCAGCAAAACUAUCUUGUAAUCAUGAGAAAUGUGUAAUAGUCUAGAAUAAACCAACCAUAUUUAUGGCUUUAAUGUUUAAACCUGUCGUCUAUCGUCUGACUAACGCAAUCAAUGGAAAGGCUGCAUCAAUUAUCCAAAUGCAAUAAUCGAAAGACAAACGAGACAAAGUCACGUUAAUUAUUGUUGAUUAUUUUGUUUAAU
Drosophila albomicans is the source of this 5067-nucleotide messenger RNA. It is a transcript of the gene Nelf-A, whose product is annotated as negative elongation factor A. Bases 190 to 4017 code for a protein of 1275 amino acids. The transcript is spliced from 7 exons. Lineage: Eukaryota; Metazoa; Arthropoda; Insecta; Diptera; Drosophilidae. The record is from RefSeq and is a predicted model, not a curated record. Gene Ontology annotation, cellular component: NELF complex. Gene Ontology annotation, biological process: negative regulation of transcription elongation by RNA polymerase II.